AUGACACUUCUCUCGGAUAUUAUCUCUGCAUCGGCACAUUUAACCAACUCUAAUCAGCUACCCAGCGAUGAGUAUGACCGUCGGAUCCGCGAGCUAGUUGAAUACUUCAGGCGAUUACAAUCCACUAAAGCUCUCGACUCACUUGCCAGUGACAAGUCUGUUUUUGAUCAUUUUGACCCAGCAAUAAAUUCUAUCCCAUAUCUUUUCUUGCUACAUGUGCAAAUACAAAAGGCGCAGGAACCAAACACCAAUGCAGUUCCAGCUGAUCUUCACCCCUCUGGAAAUCUAUGGACACAUGCUGCACAUUUUUUGGCGAGUUUCAAUGAGGUCCAGGUCAGAUACGCUGGGCGAGAAUGGCGUCUUCUGGUUGAGCUCGUGGGGCAAGCCUCGCAAGCUGCAUCAAUGCCACUGCUAGGCGCUACGCUAAUUAAAGACGCCAUGCUUCGUCUCGACCCAUCGUGUGCCGUUUUCACAUCAAGUCACCUUUUACUUGUCCGGCUUUGUCUCCAGGCCAAAGCAUAUUCGUGUGCGUUGCCUGUCUUGAAUAAGCAGAUUUGUCAUUUCCCAAUUCCGGUGGGGCGUUCCUCUUCAGAGCCUUCCGUGCUCUGUGCGGAUCACGGGUCAGCUGUAUCCUUUAUGACUGAAGCUGCCGGGUUCUCAUCUAAGCUGUCUUAUCGAGAAUACCUGCAAUACUUUCUUUAUGGAGGUAUGGUAUACAUGGCGUUAAAAAAGUGGCGCAAUGCACUUCAUUUCCUUGGGAUUGUCAUAUCUACGCCAAGUACUAGCUCUGUCAGCUUGAUUAUGGUGGAGGCCUACAAAAAAUGGGUACUGGUAGGUCUACUCGAAAAGGGCAAGCUCUGUUCGCCUCCGAGCAUCACAGCACCUCAUGUGACAAAAGUGUAUCAAUCACUCGCGAGACCCUACAUCAUUCUUGCUCGUGCAUUUGAACGUAGUGAUUUGAAGAGACUGAAUGCCGAAAUUGAUGCUGCCAAGGGAGUCUGGUGCGCGGACAAUAAUGUCGGUCUCGUUUCCCAGGUAGUGGGUGCUUUCUUCAGUCAGACCGUUAUCAAGCUUGGCAAGACUUUUGCAGCUUUAACGGUAGCCGACCUAUCAAAGCAAGUGUUCCCCUCUCCAGUGUGUGCAGAAGUCACUGGGUCCGCUGUUUCAUCCCUCAUCAUGUCUCGCGCUUUGAACGCGACAUUGGUGCAGACCAAAGAUCAUGCUGGGUCUUCUAUGCUGAGGUUCUCAUCCAUACAUUCAUUGCCUCGACUCUCUCGUGAGUUAGACUUACAGUCCCAACUCGGGCAGGAGAUGAGGCUGAUGGAGACACUGGUGAUUAACCUUGGGGAAACCAAUAAUAAUUUGGCAUUAAGUGAUGAAUAUGUCGAUAGCCUGAAUAAGGGUCAGGCUUGGUCAGGCUCUAGUGAAGUCAAUCCCAUUUCAGUGGAGGAGGGUGGACUUGACAUGGAUGAAGAUCUAAUGGGUGACAUGUCCUAA
Messenger RNA from Penicillium coprophilum, 1497 nucleotides. Its product is annotated as putative COP9 subunit 3. The transcript has 5 exons. The record is from RefSeq and is a predicted model, not a curated record. Gene Ontology annotation, biological process: ubiquitin-dependent protein catabolic process. NCBI's taxonomy places the organism in Eukaryota, Fungi, Ascomycota, Eurotiomycetes, Eurotiales, Aspergillaceae. Bases 1 to 1497 code for a protein of 498 amino acids. Gene Ontology annotation, cellular component: COP9 signalosome.